UUCAACUACAUCCACAGUCACUUCAAGUGAUGCCACCACUACUUCACCUACAUCCACAGUCACUUCAAGUGAUGCCACCACUACUUCAACUACGUCUACAGUCACUUCAAGUGAUGCCACCACUCCCUCAACUACAUCCACAGUCACUUCAAGCGAUGCCACCACUACUUCAACUACGUCUACAGUCACUUCAAGUGAUGCCACAACUCCCACUGCUACAUCGACAGUCACAAGUGAUGUCACUACUCUAAGACCAAUAAUGCCAUUAACAAGUGGUACUACUACAGUAAUAACAAGAACCUCAACAUUUGUAGCAGUAUCCACUCCCUCAACUCCCUCACAGGGACUAACUUUCAGAGACACUACUUUGGUGACAACAAUCAAAACCACUGUUGCAGAAUGCGUGUCAGAAACUCUGGUGAAUGUCAUCAGGCUGGAGAAAAUCACCAGUAAGUUAAUCAGUGUAAGUUGGACAGGUAUUAACCUGGACCAGCAGAUACAGUACAAAGUGAAGCUGGAGUCUGGUUCCAACUCAAGCCAGAGUGAGACCUCAGCCACCAAAGCUGUUUUCUCAGACCUUACUCCUGGAACCAUGUACACUCUGAUUAUUGAGUACUUAUCCUGUAGUAUCAAGAAAUACAUUUCAGCAAACAUAAUCACUGCUGGAAAGGUCUAUGAAUCUUUCACUCGAAUUCCAGGCAGAGAUUUUGUGUCUGAUUAUACAAAUCAAUCCAGCAAACUUUACAAAGACUUUGUAACAAAUUUCACCAUGCAGGUUGAAAACAAUCUCCCAAAGGAAUACCGGGACCUUAUCAGGGAUAAAGAAAUGGUGAUUGUUGUGACUGGUGUUCGCAGAGGAAGUGUGAUCGUUGACUUUGAUCUGGUCACUGCUCUGGAGGUCAACCUGUCAACCUCUGACGUGCAGAACAGCGUCAUCAAUGCGCUGAAAUCAUCUGCACUCGGAGUGGAUCUGAAUAUCACCUCUGUAAAAGAGGCAGAUAUCUGUCAAAGAGGCAGUUACACAUGCUCAAAAAAUGCCAGCUGUGUCAGAGCGGGACCUUCACAUACAUGUGAAUGCAAGGCAAAAUUCUAUGACAAAAAUCCAACCGUACCGGGUACUGACUGCAAGAGAAAUAUCACUCCAGGUGCAGAUCCAUGCAAAGGAGUUUCCCAGAUAUCAACGGCCCCGGGAGAAGGCUGGAAAGUGGCGACCAUAGUCCUGGGAGUUCUGCUGGGCUUGAUUUUGUUAGUCGGGGUUGUCGUUCUGGUCAGCACCGCAGUGAGGAAAGCAACUAGCAAGCUGACCUCGUACAACCUCCAGCACACAGAGCACAACAGACAGGCGGUGUCCAAUGACUAUUUACAAGGAUGUUAUUCUUACCAGAUCAAAAAUAUCAAGAUAUUGAAUAUUAAUAACAUUUGAAUUAUAUAUUUUGAUAGACAAAAGUAUCAGGUAUCACACCAUGUAAAGGAACAACGUCCUAAUUCUUUAAUUGUUUUAUAAAAUGCAACUGGAUUGAUGUCAACUCCGUCAGACAAAUAUUUAUUAUCCAACAAGUGUUAAAUAAAGGCCUUGAUUGUUUAAUUCUAACAUUACAUUAUUCAAAUAUGAUAUGAUAAUGCUCCAAGGCUAAUUUUGUUAGCAUUUUGACAUGUUUCUCUAGAUUCAGAACAUAAAACAACAUUUAGAAAGCAAACAAUAACCCUUAGGUCUAACACAGCAAAUAAGUCAGUAGUUUAAGCAUAUGUUGCAACAAUGUUAAAAUAUUUUUUUCUGAAUAUUGACAAAAAAGAUCGAUAUUAAGAGGGUUAGCCAUCAGUGAGUUGACAAGCCAUUGACGAGGCUGACAACAAAUACUCAAAACAGCCUCUAAAAAUAAACGUUUAAUACAAACAUUUGUAAAAAUAUAACCAUUCUAUCAGAUCUUUCAGCACUCUGACGGAGUUGACUUUAGACAAAAAUCUGACGGAGUUGAUGUUUUACGGAGUUGACAAAAAUCAAAUAUUUCUUCUUCAAUCAAGUAAUAUGCUAAGUUUAUCCUCAGUUUCUUUAUGACUCUAAAACCUAAUCAUAUAAUGUCCUAUCUUAAUCUAUUCGGCAGAUGGGAGUUGACAGUUUAUGAAACUGACAAUGGUGAUUUUAAUAUUGUUUGUUUAAAUCUAUCAAAAGGAGAGAACUUUACAGACCAUGAGUUGUCUUGUUGCACUACAGGUAAUGAGGACAUGAAGAAGGUGUCCUGAUGGUGAAGCUGUCCCUGCUCAUUCAUGAUUCAUUUAGGAUUUUAGACAAAUCUGCCAAUGUUGACUAAAUCUCCUAGUUUUGAGAGAAAUAUUCUUUAAAGUCAGAGGGCUAUUGGAAGAAACUACAUACAAUAUUUUUUCAGUUAGUAUUCAUUAUUGCUUGUUUGGAGAGUUUGAAAUUGGGAUCCUUUGUAAGGGCAUGUCACGUUCUGACCUUAGUUUCUUUUUAUGUCUUUGUGUUAGGUUGGUCAGGGCGUGAGUUGGGGUGGGUAGUCUAUGUUCUUUUUUCUAUGUUAUAUUUCUAUGUCUUGGCCUGGU
Messenger RNA from Oncorhynchus tshawytscha (Chinook salmon), 2559 nucleotides. RefSeq lists its product as uncharacterized. Bases 260 to 1423 code for a protein of 387 amino acids. The transcript is spliced from 7 exons. The record is from RefSeq and is a predicted model, not a curated record. Gene Ontology annotation, molecular function: protein binding. Lineage: Eukaryota; Metazoa; Chordata; Actinopteri; Salmoniformes; Salmonidae.